Messenger RNA from Mercenaria mercenaria, 2509 nucleotides. Its product is annotated as C-C chemokine receptor type 2-like. Lineage: Eukaryota; Metazoa; Mollusca; Bivalvia; Venerida; Veneridae. The transcript is spliced from 2 exons. Gene Ontology annotation, biological process: G protein-coupled receptor signaling pathway. The record is from RefSeq and is a predicted model, not a curated record. The coding region runs from base 539 to 1606 and encodes 355 amino acids. Gene Ontology annotation, molecular function: G protein-coupled receptor activity. Gene Ontology annotation, cellular component: plasma membrane.
UACGAGCUAACGAGUAACACGCCAAACAGACUUUUUCAUUAGAGCAUUGCUAUUCUCCCAUUUGAACUUACGAGCUACAAAACUUCUUUGGGUCAAAUGUAUAAUUCUUCCGUUUGUUGGAAAUGCAAUACUAUUGAAUUUACACAGGCUUAGAGCGUGAAAUAGGAAAAUGGAAGCGGUACAAGAAUAGCGUAUCGAUAACGGACCUGGAGCUGUACGGUACAGUAAUCAAACCAGUGUUGUUUAUAAACAGACCUGUCUCUGCAACAGGCGAUACAUGGUUCACUGUGCAAUGGUUUUCAGAUAGCUUAAACAGAUUCGACUCAAUGUGCAACAUUACCUGGCUUUAAUGAAGAUUAUAUGGACAGCUGGAAAGAAAAUUAAUUAAAUAUGUGACUUACCUCAGAAACCAAAGAUAAUACUCAAGACUUGAAUUAUAUUAAAAUUAUGGUGACUGGAAUUAAAAAUGUCAACACAGUUGUCGACCUGUCAGAGGAAUUGAGCCUAUAAUUUCUAGGACAUAAAACCUUUUACAAACAUGGAUGUGACGACGGUCGUAGACAUCAAUGGGACAACGUCAGAAUUACUGCAGGAUGAAAACUACAUUUAUGACAAAUACCUACCUGUUAUCAAUUCAUCUUCAAAAUACAUGCGAUUACUUGUGUAUGCGCUAGGAUACCCAGGCAAUCUAUUGGCUUUCUUGGUUUGGAUCCGAAAGCCGAUGUUACAAAGUAGUGGUGUUUACUUGGCAACUCUGGCUUUGUCCGAUUUACUCUUCCUUUUGUUGGACCUGCCAUACAGUUUGCAAACAGAAUGGAACGUGUUUGUUUUGAACUUACCCGUUAUUUGCGAGGGAUUCACGGUGGUUUACCUUGCCGCACAGUAUAUGUCACCUCUUCUGACACUUGCAUUUACGACAGAAAGGUAUAUUGCAAUCAAAUUUCCACUAAAACGACGCAUGUACUGUACAGUACGAAGAGCUCUGUGUAUGAGCUCAUGUAUUGCUCUGACGUCACUAGGUUUGUGCGGAAUUCAAGGCUAUUUUUGGAAAUAUGAUGUUGUUCAUAAAGCAUGUUUGCGAAGAAUGGGUGAUUACACCCAAGGACUAUGGGAAACAUGGACAUGGGUUACAGAAAUGAUCAUGUUCCUUUGUGUUCCUCUAAUAAUACUUAUUUUAAAUUUGUUGGUGAUUUUUGAAAUACGCAAGUCAAGAAAAGUUGCACUGAAACUCAAUCGUAUACUUUUUAAAACGAACGCUACCACAACAAUGUUGCUAGCAGUGUCAUUUUUCCUUAUUAUUACGACACUUCCGGUGUCUGUUAUGUACGCAUUAUAUGACAGUUUUCCACCAGGUGAUAGUGUCAUAGACAUUGAAACAAAUGAAAAAUGGCAAAUUCAUUUCCAAUACUACAGAGCUCGCACGGUCAUAUACAACAUUGGUUUGACCCAUUUCUUCAUGAAUUUCUAUAUCUACCUCAUGGCUGGAGAAAGGUUCCGGAGAGAGGUCAUGAACGCUAUACGCUGCAGAAGUUCUCGACGAGGAUUAAGUAAACAACGACUGGAAACAACAAAAAUGGAAUCAUUUUACAGCAGUGAUGCUAUAUAACACGAAACAACCAAUAUUGCAUGUCAUUGAAAUCCUCUCUGGACCAUGAGAAGUUGUGAGGUUCGACAUGCAGUUACAUGUUUCAAAACGAGAAAUAAUUGUACUUGUGCAAUUUUUAAUGUUGACCCAUUUUGAUACAUUCGGCAGUCGAUUUCAGUUUAAUUUCAGUUAUUCAAUGACUGAUUCAAAACACCAGUCAACAUAAAACGACGACCAAAUGAGUAAAGAUUUACGUGAAAGUAAUCAGCAUGUUAAUGAUUUAAUAUUUUACGUGUAUGAUGUAAAUCUUACAACAUAACGUUAAAGAAAUGACAUUGGCAAAUGACAUUGUGUUUGGGCUGUCCAAAACUAUACCGUUAUACCACGAAGAUGUGCAUAAUGUGACGCGUUGUGUCAAUGUUUUAUAACAUGAUUCAACAUUGGAUGGUACAUCCGUCACUUACAUCAAGUAGAACCUCAAAUGUGUACAAAAACGGAGACAGUAUAUGGAAAAGACAGCAAACUAUUAGACUGAAUCCUUUGUUACUUAAAUGGGAUCAAAAGUGUGUGAGAGAGUCACUAGCAAGCAGUCAGUUAUAUUUUCUCAUUUCUGCAAUUAUGAUAAAACGUGUUUUGUCUUUGUAACAAAUUGUUUGAAUGUUUUAUUUUAUCUCUGAGGCAGGUUAGUUGGGACACAAGAAUGUAAUAAAUACGAAUUCGAUUGUUGUACUUAUCCCACAAGGUAUUUAACGAGUGUUGUUGUGAUAGCUCAUAAAAUCUUAUCACGAUCCUUUGGAAGUGGUCAUUGGUAUAAACUUGUUUAUAAAUACAUCAGUAUACCUGUUCAGUACGAGUCUUUACUUGUUUUUGAUUUGUAAACAUGAUAAACAUUCUGAAUGGACAUAAUAUAUAAGUACACUGUUU